GUCUGCCUAUUUACCUAUCAAUCUAAGUCAACCCCAUCUGGAAACAUUCGGAAGACUUACGAAAUACUUAUUGACAGAGACAGCUGAUAUUCUCUCUCUCUCUUUCUCCCGCUCUUUUUUUUUUCUCUCUCUCUCUCUCUCUCUCACGCUCUUUCUUUCUCUCUCUCUCCCUUUCUCUCUGGUAGUCUAACUGCUUGUCUGUCUGGCUCUCCGUCUAUUUAUCCGUUUCCCUCUCUCCCUCUCUCUCUCUCUCAUUCUCUCUCUUCUUUGCACAUUCACCUACUCACCCCUUCACAAACACACCCACACGCACACGCCCCCCCCCCCCACCACACACACAUAUAUAUAUACGUAUAUUUAAUUAUAUCUAUAUAUAUAUUUCCACACAUUAGAUAUUGUCCCGUAAACUGAAAACUCUAGUUUCUGCAGUUCGUGAAAAACAGAAUCAAAGAUGGGAGAAGAAACGGUAAAAUUAAAGAAAAAUUUAGGACUGAUGUCGGGAAUUACGUUAAUCGUUGGCACUAUGAUAGGUUCUGGAAUUUUCAUUUCACCGAAAGGAGUCCUUUCGAAUUCAGGGUCUGUUGCUCUUAGUUUGAUUGUGUGGGCAGGAUGUGGAGUAUUGGCAACAUUUGGAGCUCUAAGUUAUGCCGAACUUGGAACAUGUGUGCCGAAAUCUGGAGCAGAACACGCCUACUUUCUAUUCGCUUAUAGUCCGCUGGGCAAGAUUUUCGGCCGAAUACCAUGUUUUCUAUUUGACUGGGUUGGUCUAUUCAUUAUCCGACCAACCAUGUUUGCUGUAAUCAGUUUAUCAUUGGGAACAUACGCUGCAAAACCUUUUUACGAAAAUUGCGACCCACCAGAUUCUGUGGUCAAACUCAUCACUAUUGCUACGAUGUUACUCAUUGCAUUUAUAAAUGCAUGGAGUGUUCGAGUAGCGACAACAGUUCAAAACGUUUUAACAUUUGCGAAGUUAUUAGCUAUUGCUAUCAUCAGCGGUGGUGGGAUCUACAAACUUGCAACAGGAAGUACAGAGUACAUUAUGGAAGGAUUUGAAGAUACUAUCACUGACCCGUCAAUAGUUGCAUUGGCAUUUUACAAUGGAUUGUGGUCUUUCGAUGGCUGGAAUAACUUGAACUUUGUUACAGAAGAAUUGAAGAAUCCUUAUAGAGAUUUGCCUCUCUCCAUCAUAAUUGGCAUUCCUCUCACCACUGUUUGUUAUGUUCUCACCAAUAUUGGAUACUUCAGUGUUAUGUCUAAAGAGGAAAUCAAUGCAUCUCAUGCAGUGGCUGUCUUUUGGGGCGAAAGCGUCCUCGGAAUCAUGGCUUGGAUAAUGCCAAUGUUUGUUGUUAUGUCAUGCUUCGGAGCGGCCAAUGGUGUCUUAUUCUCAACCGGAAGGCUAUGUUAUGUUGCUGGCAGAGAAGGGCAUUUUCCACGAGUAUUUUCAUACAUUCAUCAUAAGAAUCUCACACCAGUGCCAUCAGUCAUGUUCACAGCUUUGAUGGGAAUCAUUAUCAUUAUUCCAGGGAAAAUAUCAACUUUAAUUGAUUUUUAUAGUUUCUCUGCAUGGACUGUUUAUGGAAUAGGUGCCUUUACGGUGAUAUAUUUACGGAUUACUCAACCCAAGCUUAAAAGACCUUUAAAGGUACCAAUUGUGAUCCCAAUAAUCGUUGUGAUCAUGUCAGCUUAUCUUGUACUGGCACCAGUCAUCCAGAAUCCAAAGAUGGAAUUCUUCUUUGCUUUUCUCUUCAUCUGUAGUGGACUGAUUUUCUACUUCCCAUUUGUUUACAAGAAGAUUUCUGCACCUGGAAUAGGAAGAUUCCAGCUGUUCUUACAAAAACUGCUGUGUGUUGUGCCAAGUGAUGAUACAAGUACUGAAGAAGAGGAAAUGUCAGAGCUCUCAAGCGAUGCUAAAAAGCUUUAGAUUAUUUUAAGUCAUUGAAACUGCUGUUUAUUUUAAUGAUUUAUAUAAUGAAAUAAGUGGGAAAAAAAUCCAUCUAAUUUUGUUUGAA
This is a messenger RNA of Octopus sinensis (East Asian common octopus), 2009 nucleotides long. RefSeq names its product b(0,+)-type amino acid transporter 1. Gene Ontology annotation, biological process: amino acid transmembrane transport. The record is from RefSeq and is a predicted model, not a curated record. The transcript has 12 exons. Gene Ontology annotation, cellular component: membrane. Gene Ontology annotation, molecular function: L-amino acid transmembrane transporter activity. Bases 452 to 1921 code for a protein of 489 amino acids. Lineage: Eukaryota; Metazoa; Mollusca; Cephalopoda; Octopoda; Octopodidae.